This is a messenger RNA of Lolium perenne, 558 nucleotides long. Lineage: Eukaryota; Viridiplantae; Streptophyta; Magnoliopsida; Poales; Poaceae. The record is from RefSeq and is a predicted model, not a curated record.
AUGGAAAACCCUUCGCUCCGCCGCGCUCCGGCCGACGAUCCUCGAUCCGCGAUCGCCAUGAAGCGAGAGGGCAAAGCCACCGGUGGUGACGCCAAGAGGAAAGCCAUCGACGCCUGCCACGCCAUCAUGCGAGAGAGCCAUUUCUCUCUCCAGCCCCUGCCCAGCCCCUGCCCCGCCCCUGCCCCGGCCGGCCCCGCGCCGCCGGCCCACGGCCGCCCGCCGCUCCGCCUCUGCACCGCGAGCCACGGCCAGCCGCCACCCGCCACGGCCGGCCGCGCCCCGCUCCGGCUGCGCCCUCUCCCGCUCCGGCCGCCGCCGGACUCAGCCGCGCUCGCUCCGGCCGCCCCCACGCCGGCCGCGCCCGCUCCCGCUCCGAACGCCCGCCAUGGCCACACCUGGUCACCCGCUCCAGCCCACGCGCUUCCCUGCCGCGCUGCCGCCGCCCCAGUCUCGGGCGCCGCCGUUCCUAGCCCCCGUGCCGCCACCCUCGACCGCAGCUCGCUGGAAUUUGGCCGGAUUCCGGCGAGGUCAUGCGCAGGAGCAGUUGCUAUCUGCUGA